Molecule: messenger RNA, 675 nt
Organism: Clonostachys rhizophaga
Lineage: Eukaryota; Fungi; Ascomycota; Sordariomycetes; Hypocreales; Bionectriaceae
Source: the annotation of a GenBank genome assembly
AUGUCGACGGAAAAACAGCCUCUCAUUGAGUGGGUCACACAACUCAACGAUACUCUGUUCAUUCAACCCAACGACGAUAUCGCUUUGAAGGCCUUGGAUGAGCAGGUUGAUCAAAGCUUUGUUACCAAGAUCAACCACAAUGUGUACACCUACGACCAGGUCAAGGCCGGUCUCCAGUAUGCCCGCACUUCUUAUAUAUCGAUCCAGGACACAUUCUCUGAGAUACUUUCAUGGGAGAAUCCAAAGAAAGGAGAUGUUGUGGUGGCAGUUCUAAGCAAAUGGAGAACCAAGGAUAGGGCCACGGGUGAGGAGACCAAGAAGACUAACCUAAGAUUCUACAACGACUGGGCUCCCGGCGGUGUCCAGAAUACGCUCUACCUUGUAGCUGCUGAACACGCCCUGAAGCGGGGUGGACGCAUUGUCCUCAGCGGCGCUUUUGGUGGUGUCGAGGUCUCCUAUAUCUCCAUGAUACUCAAGAAGCUCAAGAUUGAGGGAACUUGGAUGUGCAACCGUCAAUCUAUGGAGCGUCCUAUCCGUAUGGUAGAGGAUGGUCAUAUCAACCCAGGGCCCAGAAGUGGCAUCCAGGUCCAGCGAUUCGAACUGGAUGAAGUGUAUCAGGCCGUGGAGAAUGCUGAGGCGACAACCCCUUGGAGAAACAUCACUAUCAUCGCCUAG